Molecule: messenger RNA, 3160 nt
Organism: Plutella xylostella (diamondback moth)
Lineage: Eukaryota; Metazoa; Arthropoda; Insecta; Lepidoptera; Plutellidae
Product: sensory neuron membrane protein 2
Cellular component (GO): membrane; cytoplasm
Molecular function (GO): scavenger receptor activity
Source: RefSeq, a predicted model, not a curated record
ACCAGUAAUAAUGUACCCGGCCGUCAGUCGGUGUCAAUAUCAAAGCCAAUGAGACCUAGUCUUUGACUUUGUGACUAGAAAAAUUACAAGGAAACCGUGGAAUUGUUCGCCAUCAAGACAUAAUAAGUAGUAGUUGAACAAUCGCCGUCUUGGUCGCCGUCAACAUGCGAUUUUAAAUUUAGAAUCUUGUUUUUUUCUGCUUCGUUUAAGUGAAAUGAGUUCGAAUUUCGUAAUUUGAAAAAAAAAAAGUUUUUAUUCUCUUUCGAAUCGGACUGUUGCUUUGUUGUGUUUGUCUUUAAUUAGCAAAAUGUUGGGAAAACAUCUGAGGCUGGGAUUUGCAAUCUCUCUAGUUGUUUUAGUAGUAGCGAUAUUAAUGGCUGCCUGGGGGUUCCCGAAAAUUGUUCAGACACAAAUUAAAAAGAACAUCCAGCUGGCCGACGGCUCGCUGAUGUUUGACAAGUGGAAGAAACUCCCGAUGCCGCUGUCCUUCAAGGUGUACGUGUUCAACGUGACCAACCCCGGCGCCGUGGACGCGGGAGAGCGGCCGCGCCUGCAGGAGGUGGGGCCCUUCGUCUACAAAGAGUAUCGAGAAAAAACUAUACUUGGGUACGGUGAAAACGACACGAUAAAGUAUACUUUAAAGAAAACCUUCAUAUUCGACCAAGAAGCGUCGGGCUCACUCACAGAAGAUGAUGUGCUCACUGUUCUUAACUUUUCUUACAUGGGAGCACUACUAUCAGUGUUCGAGAUAAUGCCGGGGCUCAUCCCGAUGAUCAACCAGGCGCUCGGGGUCAUGUUCGAGAACCUGACUGAUCCCUUCCUGCGCGUCAAGGCGAGGGACUUGUUCUUCGACGGAAUCUACUUGAACUGCGUGGGAGAGAGCUCCGCUCUUGGAAUCGUCUGCGGUAAGAUCCGAGCGGACGCGCCGCCCACCAUGAGGCCUUCUGAAGAUGGAAAUGGAUUCUACUUCUCUAUGUUUUCCCAUAUGAACCUGUCAGAAGCAGGUCCGUUCGAGAUGGUCCGCGGCACCGAGGACGUGUCGCAGCUGGGCCACAUCGUGUCCUACAAGGGCAAGACCAGCAUGAACACGUGGGGGGACAAGUACUGCGGCCAGCUCAACGGGAGCGACUCCUCCAUCUUCCCCCCCAUAGACAGGAGCAGAGUGCCUGAAAGACUGUACACGUUUGAGCCGGAUAUUUGUCGGUCCCUUUACGCUACUUUGGUGGGUGAGACUACCCACUUCAACAUGUCUGCUUUCUACUAUGAGAUUCACGAGUCGGCCCUGGCGGCCAAGAGCGCCAACCGCGAUAACAAGUGCUUCUGUCGCAGAAACUGGAGCGCGAACCACGACGGCUGCCUGCUGAUGGGUCUGCUGAACCUGAUGCCGUGCCAGGGCGCGCCCGUCAUCGCGUCGCUGCCACACUUCUACCUCGCCUCGGAGGAGCUGCUGGAGUUCUUCGACGGAGGGGUGAAGCCCGACAAGGAGAAGCACAACACUUACGUGUACCUCGAUCCGGUAACAGGAGUGAUAUUGGAAGGCGUUCGUCGCCUUCAGUUUAACUUGGAACUUCGGAAUAUGAAAGGGGUUCCGCAGUUAGAGAACGUUCCAACUGGGCUGUUUCCAUUACUUUGGAUUGAAGAGGGUGCCAUCCUGCCGCAAUCCGUGAUCGACGAGCUGCAGCACUCGCACACGCUGCUCUCGUACGUGGAGGCGGUGCGGUGGAUCGUCCUCGGGAUCGCCAUCCUCGCCUUCCUCGGGCUCGCCAUCGCCGUCAUCAGGACCGGCAACAUCCCCAUCUUCCCCAAACAGGCUAAUUCCGUCAGCUUUAUCUUGCGGCCUGGCAGCUUCAAUCCCACCGACGCCCAUAAGGCGCAGUAGAAUAAAAUAAGGUUUUAUUUAAGAAAACAAAUUUGAGAUAUACAUUGGUACAUCCAAAAAACCAAAUGUAGAUAGAUAUGGUUUGUCUGUAAGUAAGGAGUCUCACUUAAUAUGUAGUUGUUUUUCAGUGUUGACGCAAUCCCUAAAAAACAGAUAGCAUAGAACUCAGAUAGCAUUCAGAUAUCAGAAAUGUGAUUCCCGUGUAGUAAAGACAACUGUAACGAAAAUGACAUAAAAUACUAUUUCCCACGGAAAGUAGGUACCUAUAACAAAAAAUAUUUAACACGAUAUUCAUGCCAUUUAUUUUAUAGCAAGUGUUUUUAUACUUGUAUCAGUAUCAGUAUUAUUGUUUAAAUAUUGUUAAAGCUUAAUAGAAAAAUUUGAGUGAUGGUAUUAGUUCUAUUUAAAAGUGUUAUACAUAUAACGUUCCAGGAAAAAUCUUGUAAGUCCUCAUACUUAGGAGACUUUUCUGAGAAAUGGAAAAUGAGAAGUUGGCUUUUUUUCACAUUGUGAGAAUAAUAUUGACGUUAUGUUUUUAGAUUGUUUCGAAAUAUAAUUUAUUUUUAACAUAGAGAUACGUUACAACUUACAAUAAAUAAAAACUGUCAUGAAUGUGUUGUACCCUUGUAUCCCCUAAAGUAUAGCUUGAUCUCUAUGUUAUUAUAACAGGGAACUAUUUGACGAAGCCUAACUACCAAUUUUUUUACCAUAUGUACCUACGCAGUACCUGCAUAAAAAAAUACAGGGCCCUUGUUAUAGGUGUGAGAAAAUUGUGUGAAAUUAGUAAUAUUGUUGUUGUAUUAGAUGGUUUUGAUGUAUCAUUUUAUUUGUGAAUUUAUUGUUUGUAACGGUCAAAAAUAAAAUAAGAUGUAUACUAUUAAUAUAUUUAAGUACCUCAGAACUAAACGAAAUGAAAUCAAUGUAGGUAACAUGUUUAAAUAAAUUCCAUACAACCACAACAUAUUUUAUAUCCCCUCCAUAUAGGACAAGUAUAGUGCAUACUGGUAUGUUUUCACGAAAGCUCAAGAUUUAAUGUUAUUAACCCCUGAUAAUCAAACCUUUAAUAUCAAAUACAUAUAUUAAAAACUAAUUUCUAAACAUAAAAAGGUUAAUAUAAACUCGAAGUCAGUUUCGUGGAAAAAAAUGUGAAAUAGACAUUGAUAUUAAAGUUUUAUUAUCCUUUACGUAUCAAAAUGUCUUCGCAGCAGCAGCGGUUCAGCUGGUGAUUGAAGGUUUAUGAAAAUUCAUCUUUAGCUUAUCGAUAAAAUUAUUAUUAAAAUA